Molecule: messenger RNA, 1367 nt
Organism: Apis mellifera (honey bee)
Lineage: Eukaryota; Metazoa; Arthropoda; Insecta; Hymenoptera; Apidae
Gene: spict
Product: magnesium transporter NIPA2
Exons: 4
Coding region: 239-1339 (366 amino acids)
Biological process (GO): magnesium ion transport
Cellular component (GO): membrane
Molecular function (GO): magnesium ion transmembrane transporter activity
Source: RefSeq, a predicted model, not a curated record
UUGUGCAAUAUGUAACCUUAGAUGAUAUAUAAUAUAGAAAACCUAACUAUAACAAUAUUUGAUGAAAAAUUUCGACAAAAUAUUAUUUAAGUAAUCAGUUAAUGCAGUAAUUAUUACACAAUUAGUAUAAAUUUAAAAAUAUUAUGAAAUAUAUAUUUUUUUACAUUUUAAUGAACAAUUCAUUGGCUUUUUUAAUCAAUUAAUACAAAAUAAAUACUGAUAAAAUUGAUAUUUAACAAUGAGUAGUAUAACAAAAAUUGCAUUUGAAGUACAAUUGUAUAAUACAACAAAUUUUUAUAUAGGGUUAGGUUUAGCAAUUAGUUCUAGUAUUUUUAUAGGAGCUAGUUUUAUUAUUAAAAAAAAAGCAUUGAUUCGACUUCAAAGACGCGGAGCAUUACGAGCUUCAUCUGGAGGAUUUGGAUAUUUAAAAGAAUGGAUGUGGUGGACUGGUUUUUUAUCAAUGGGAAUAGGAGAAGCAGCAAAUUUUGCUGCUUAUGCAUUUGCACCAGCAUCAUUAGUAACCCCAUUAGGAGCACUUAGUGUUUUAAUAUCGGCAAUAUUAGCAUCAAAAUAUUUACAUGAAAAACUUAAUUUACUAGGAAAGAUUGGUUGCCUUUUAUGCAUCUUGGGUUCUACAAUUCUUAUAAUUCAUUCUCCAAAAGAAGAAGAAAUCAAUACAUUAAAUGAGCUUUUAGAUAAGGUUAAGGAUCCAGGAUACAUUGUUUAUAUAUUAAUUGUGAUAAUAUGUAGUAUUUUAAUUAUUUUUUAUUUUGGUCCUAUAUAUGGAAAACAAAAUAUCAUAGUAUAUAUUUGUUUAUGUUCAUCUAUUGGUUCAUUGACUGUUACAAGUUGUAAAGGAUUGGGAUUAGCUUUAAAAGAAACUAUUUUUGGAUUUAGUAAUGGAUUCUCAAAUUGGUUAACAUGGGCUUUUUUAUUUAGUGUUAUACUUUGUGUUAGCAUACAAAUGAAUUAUUUAAAUAGAUCACUUGAUUUAUUUGAAACUACAAUUGUUACACCUAUUUAUUAUGUAUUUUUCACGACAUUAGUAAUAAUCGCAUCUGCUAUAUUAUUUAAGGAAUGGGAAAAUAUGAGUGCUGAAGAUAUUUUAGGCUCAUUUUGUGGUUUCUUAACUAUAAUAAUUGCUAUAUUUUUAUUAAAUGCAUUUAAAGAAAUGGAUAUAUCUUAUGAAAAUAUUAGACGUAUGUUACAGCCUAAACGAAAAUUAUUUAUAAAUAGUAACAAUCAAUGGAAUAACAGAGAUGAAGAAAGAUUAAUAACUAGACUGGAAACAGAAUUAAAUCAUACAUAUGGAGCUCAAGCUUUAACAAGAACUAUAUAAUUCUAUAAAUAUAUAAAAUAUAUAAAAU